Eimeria acervulina is the source of this 2238-nucleotide messenger RNA. RefSeq lists its product as hypothetical. The transcript has 5 exons. NCBI's taxonomy places the organism in Eukaryota, Apicomplexa, Conoidasida, Eucoccidiorida, Eimeriidae. Gene Ontology annotation, biological process: ribosome biogenesis; maturation of SSU-rRNA from tricistronic rRNA transcript (SSU-rRNA, 5.8S rRNA, LSU-rRNA); endonucleolytic cleavage of tricistronic rRNA transcript (SSU-rRNA, 5.8S rRNA, LSU-rRNA). Gene Ontology annotation, cellular component: nucleus; 90S preribosome. The record is from RefSeq and is a predicted model, not a curated record. Bases 1 to 2238 code for a protein of 745 amino acids. Gene Ontology annotation, molecular function: U3 snoRNA binding; GTPase activity; GTP binding.
AUGGAGACACAGCAGCAGCACAGACAGCACAAGGCGAAGCAGGCGGGGGUUAAAGCAGCGCGUCAGCAGCAGCAGCGAAAGAAGAAAGCAGCAACAACAGCAGCAGCAGCAGCAGCAGCAGGCGGCAGCAAACGUCAUAACCCAAAGGCCUUUACUUUCAGUGGCGGUGUGGUGUCUGUACAGCGUAGAGUUCAGCAUACACUCGACAAGCAGUCUUUAAAGCAGCAAGCAAAAGUAAUAGAUAAGACUCCUCAAGCACCUCCUCCUUAUACUGUUGUUGUUCAGGGGCCUCCAGGGGUGGGCAAGUCCUUUUUGAUUCGAAGUUUGGUGCGUCAUUACUGCGGGCAGUCUGUAGGGGAUAUUAAAGGCCCUUUAACUGUGGUAGCCUCUAAGAAGGUUCGAUUUACUUUUAUUGAAGCUCCUAACGAUGUCUCCGCGAUGAUAGAUGCAGCAAAAAUCGCAGACAUAGCUCUUCUUCUCAUCGAUGCUCAAUUCGGUUUUGAAAUGGAGACAUUUGAGUUUAUAAAUAUGUUGCAGCUGCACGGUUUGCCUCGUGUGUUGGGUGUACUGACGCAUUUAGAUGUGAUAAAAGAUAUAUCUUUAAGAAAGAAGAGAAAGAAAGCUUUAAAAGACAGGUUCUGGAGGGAGUUAUAUGAAGGGGCAAAGCUGUUUUAUUUAUCAGGUGUACGUAAUAAGCUGUACAUACACCGCGAUGUCGCUAACUUAGCUAGAUUCUUGUCUGUAGCAAAACCUAAACAACUUCUCUGGAGGUCUGCACAUCCUUUUGUAGUUGCACUUAAAACAAAUGUCUCCUUUAACAGCAAUAAUAACAGCAGCAACAGCAGCAGCAAUUAUCAGCAGCAGCACCAGCAGCAGCAGCAGCGAGUUGAAGACGAGGAUGAGGAAGACGAAAAACACCAGCAGCACCAGCAGCAGCACCAGCAGCAGCAGCAGCAGCAGCAGCAGCAGCAGCAGCAGCAGCAGCAGCAAGUAUUGGAGGUGUAUGGAUAUGUGGGCUUCACCCCCAAAGCGCAGCUUAUUAAAGAAGGCCAGGCAGCAAGCAGCAGCAGCAGCAGCAGCAGCAGCAGCAGCAGCAGCGGGAGUGAAGAAGAGGACAGCGACAGCAGCAGCUCAGAGACAGAAGAAGAAGAAAAAGAAGAAGAAGAAGAAGAGCUAACCGGUGCCGUUAAGAUGGUGAGGGAGCUGCAGCAAGGAGACAAUUUGCUGCAGCAGCAGCUGCAGCAGCAGCAGCUGCUGCUGCUGGAUACCUCUACAAGGUGCCUAGACACCUCAGAGCCACCGCCUCCUCGCCGCAGCGCAACAGAAAGGGACAGUAUGUUAGCUGAGGAGGAGCAACAAACGGGGGAGACCGAGACAGGCGGAGAGACAGACAGCGAAGAGACAGAAGAAGAGACAGAGACAGAAGGAGACAGUCAGGAGGAGACAGAGACAGAAGGAGACAGUCAAGAGGAGACGGAGACACCAGAAGAGACAGAGACAGACGAAAGACAAAGAAAAGAUAAAAAGAAAAGAGACACAAUAUACAGGAGACAAGCAAAGGAAGACAGCAGCAAAGAAACACCAGGAUCAAUCCUGCUGCAGCACCUCAGCAGCAGCGGCAGCAGCAGCAGCAGCAUGGGCCGUCAAUCCCUCGCAGAUGUGGUGUACGGACAGCUCUGGCGAGGAGACAUGCAGCCCUCCAGCAGCAGCAGCAGCAGCAGCAGCAGCAAGUCAACAAACAAGCGCAACUCACCAGCAGAAGGGAAGCUGUCUCUCUUUGAGGAUUCAGACGGAGACAGCGACAGCAGCGGCGAAGGCAGCAGCAACGAGGGGGGCCCCAACAGCAGCAGCAGCAGCAGCACGACGAGCAGCAGCAAACGCAGCAGCAGGCUGUACGGAAACCUGCCUCCGCCUGCUUCUGCUUCUUCACUGUCUCCUUCAUUUGAAUCAGGAGACAACCCCACAGAGGAGACAGCCGCAAUUUAUAGAGCGCUGGGGGUCGAUCCCGACGAUCCCAGUCAAGUUGAGGCCUUGUGGACCCCACAGUUUAUAAAGGCUAUCAAGCGUCAGUGCUUUAUUACGGGGGGCUGGCAGGAGCUGGAGGAAGCGAAGAAGGCAACUGAGGGAAAGACAGCUGCUGCUGCUGCUGCUGCUGUUGCUGCUGAUGCUGGGGAGACAACAGAUGAACAGCAAGAGGCCGCGAGUGAGAAGGAAGAGACGGCAGAAAACUCUGUUUAA